Molecule: messenger RNA, 5038 nt
Organism: Morone saxatilis (striped sea-bass)
Lineage: Eukaryota; Metazoa; Chordata; Actinopteri; Moronidae
Gene: prkg2
Product: protein kinase cGMP-dependent 2
Exons: 19
Coding region: 141-2489 (782 amino acids)
Biological process (GO): protein phosphorylation
Molecular function (GO): cGMP-dependent protein kinase activity; ATP binding
Source: RefSeq, a predicted model, not a curated record
ACAGAGGCAGGAGAGGAUGCGACCGGCGCUGUUGAUGGACUGUUUCUCUACGGAUGCUCGAAUGUGCAAACACAUUAUUUCUUCUUUUAAAGCGGCUCCCUGGUUUGUCUGAAGGCUGUGGAAACUGAUCAAGUGAUAAGAUGGGGAACGGUUCGAUGAAAUCGAAGCGUUACAAACACACAGACGGCCCCUGUGCUGCUGCCAACUGCAGAGCGCACAAAGAUAACGGUGGCGGGUUUAAAAACUCGCCCCUGGACUCUCUGAGGGCCCGAGUGGACGAGCUGGAGCGAGAGGGCAAGAGGAGAGACGAGGAGCUUUGUGCCAAAGAGCAGCAGAUCAAAGGUCUCCAGGAGCAGCUAGCCAAACAGACGCGAGCUCUGGCCGAGCUGAGCGAGGAGCUGCAGAACAAGUGCAUCCAGCUCAACAAGCUGCAGGACGUGAUGAAGAACCAGAGCGGGGCCGCGGUAUGUCUGGCAUCGAGGCCCCCUUCCAUCAAAACCGGCGGCAAGAGCAGCCCCAACCUCAGUGUUCGCAUCAAGGAAACCCUCAAUAGAAGGAAAGGCGCCAAAGCUGGAGUGUCUGCUGAGCCCACAUCCAGGACCUACGACUCCAGCAGCCUGCCAAAGUUCUCCUUUGAGAAGGCAAGGGUGCCGAAGGAUGCAAGUGUAAAGAAGCUGCUGACAGAUGCCCUGAACAAGAACCAGUACCUGAAGAGGCUGGAGCUGCAGCAGAUCAAAGACAUGGUGGAGUGUAUGUAUGAGCGCACGUACCAGCAGGGAGAGUACGUCAUCAAGCAGGGAGAGCCUGGGAACCAUCUGUUUGUCCUGGCUGAUGGGAAGUUGGAUGUGUUUCAGCAUAACAAACUGCUCACAUCGAUAGCGGUGUGGACCACGUUUGGAGAAUUAGCCAUCCUGUACAACUGCACACGGACUGCAUCAGUGCGAGCGGUGAACAAAGUAAGGACAUGGGCUUUGGACCGGGAGGUGUUUCAGAACAUCAUGAGGAGGACGGCUGAGACGCGUCAUGAACAGUACCGCAACUUCCUCCGAAGUGUUUCACUCUUGGCCAAUCUACCAGAAGACAAGCUAAGCAAAAUAGUGGACUGCCUCGAGGUGGAAUACUAUGACAAAGGAGAGUACGUCAUCCGGGAGGGAGAGGAGGGCAGCACCUUCUACAUCAUCGCACAGGGAAAGGUGAAGGUUACCCAGACCACUGAGGCUCACAAGUUGCCGCAGAUCAUCAACACGCUGCAGAAGGGAGACUACUUUGGAGAGAAAGCACUUAUAAGUGAUGAUGUCAGGUCAGCUAAUAUCAUCGCUGAGGAGAACGGGGUGGAGUGCCUUGUCAUCGACAGAGAGACAUUUGAUCAGACAGUGGGCACCUUCAAUGAACUGCAGAAGUACCUUCAAGGCUACGUGGCAACACUUGAUCGAGACGACAAGAAGAGACAUGCCAGGAAGUCAGUGUCGCGUCACCAGAGCCAGCCACUGUCGCCAGACGUCAUCCAGCUGAAGGAAAUGGUGUCAGGGUUCCCUCCAUCCAGGCCCUUCGACCACUUGGAGGUCAUCGCUACUCUUGGGGUUGGCGGCUUUGGACGAGUAGAACUGGUGAAGGUGCAAGGCGAGGACGUCACCUUCGCACUGAAGGUCAUUAAGAAGAAGCACGUAGUGGACAACAGACAGGAAGAGCACAUCCAUUCUGAGAGGAAGAUCCUCGCCGAGGCUCGGUCGCCUUUUGUUGUGAAACUGUAUCGCACAUUUAAGGAUAACAAAUAUGUGUACAUGCUGCUCGAGGCCUGUCUGGGUGGAGAGAUUUGGAGUCUGCUCAGAGACAGGGGGAGUUUUGAUGAGUCCACUGCCAAAUUCUGUGUCGGCUGUGUCACAGAGGCUUUCGAUUACCUCCAUCGCAAGGGUGUCCUCUACAGAGACCUGAAGCCUGAGAAUCUUAUGCUGGAUACUGAGGGAUACAUCAAAUUAGUUGACUUUGGUUUUGCCAAGAAGAUCAGAUGUGGCCAAAAGACAUGGACCUUCUGCGGGACACCAGAGUAUGUGGCCCCUGAGAUCAUCCUCAACAAAGGCCACAACUUCAGUGUGGACUUCUGGUCUCUGGGUAUCCUGGUGUUUGAGCUCCUUACUGGCAGUCCUCCUUUCUCAGGGAGUGACCAGAUGAUGACGUACACUUUCAUCUUGAAAGGCAUUGAGAAGAUGGACUUUCCCAAGAAGAUCACCAAGAGACCUGAGGACCUCAUACGCAAGCUAUGCAGGCGAAAUCCCUCAGAGCGACUGGGGAACCUCAAAAAUGGAAUAACCGAUAUCAAGAAGCACAGGUGGUUUAACGGCUUUAACUGGGAGGGACUGAAGGCGAGGACUUUACCAUCUCCACUAAAAAGAGAACUUACAGGGCCGACAGAUCACAGCUACUUUGACAGCUACCCUCCAGAUGAGGACAGUCCUCCUGAGGAGCUGUCUGGUUGGGACAUGGACUUCUGAGACCUUCUUCUCCAUCUUUUCAUUAUUUUCCUUCCAUUUUACACCUUAAUGACCAAAACACAGACAAAGUGGUUUUCAGGUGACCUUACAUCACCUUUGGCAGCCAUGGUGGAGGUCCUCAGGUUCUGGGCAACACUUAGCUGCAAUUAGCUGGUUAAUUUAUGAAUUUAAGAUUGGCUGUCUUAACACAAAUGGACACUUAUAGGAGAAUUAUCCUUUGAGUUUGACUGUGAACAGGUGUUAAACUCUUUAACAGCUUGUUAUGUAUAACUACCACUGUCCUUUUGGUUUUUAUAUCUGACUGGCACUACACUGGCUAAGUAUAAUGUAGUGGUAGUAGUGGCAUGUUAGCAUUAAAGCUAAUAUCUGUAAUACUUAGCUACUGAGAUUCUCUUCAAUCUGGGGCAGUAAAUAAACACUUAAAUCCAACACAGCUGACAAUGUUUGUUGGUGGGAAGCCAGUUAGGGAUCAUGUCCUUGUUGCUGCAUUACUGUCCCUUUCUUAAUGGUUGGGGCACUUGUUUAAAGCAAAGUAGGCAUAGCAAAAACAUCUGUGUCUGUUACUGUAGAGUUGGAUAAUAAGAACCAGCUGUGCAUUGAAACCAGUUCCAAAGUUAUAACAACUUAGAAUUCAGUUCAUCCCCAAAGAUAACUUUUGAGUUGACAGUGGGUAUUCGUAUUAAGUUAAGUAUUCAUGUGUAAACACUGAUGUAGUGUUUAUAAUAUGGUGGACAGGAGCUAACACUCAAGUGUUACACAAAAGAAAACGGCAAGUCAAACAGCCAAUAUUAUCCAAUUUAAUCACUUAGGUGAGGGAGUGGUAUGUCAUUAUUUUCACCACAUACUGUACCACAUAGAUACUUCACAACAGAGUGAAGCAAGUUAAAAAAUGCAACAUUAGAUGCUUCAUGUUUGUUGUAGUUUCAAAGUAAUAGUAAUAGUAACCAACUGUGUUAAACUUAGAUACCUAAGCUUUCAUAUUGCUUUGGAGUAAGUUUUGAAACAGAUCAGUGUCCGUUGUCACAGUAUUAUGUUUGUACAUUCCUUAAUCAAUCUACACCCAUAUAAUAAUUUUUUACAGAUACCUCUAAAAUAUGGUUUACAGACACUUUCCUCUGGGCCCUCGUGAUGGCUCCAGAUGUGGUUAGCCGGGAAAUUAGUGGUGCAGCUGCAGUUUGUUUACAUCUUCAGGAGGAAUGGAAAUGUGUGGGGAGGAGGUACAGUAUGUGUGCGGAGACGACACUGCAAAAAGGCAAGCAACUUGACAACAAACAGAAGUAGAAAUUCUACUUAACUGCUUAGACAGCAUCUAACCACAAUGCACUACUAUCCCAAACAAGAAACACUUCUACUAAGAAGCAUCAAAGGUUCCUUGUGCCAACAGUGUUAUCCCCACUGUCCCUCCACUGCCCUAAGUAGACACACAAAAAUAUGAACACCUCCACUUAAGUUAUGAGUGUGAGCAUCCCGCAGCAGUGUGCCUGACCUGAAGAAAUAUUUACCUUUUUGAAGCUGAGUCAACUCUGCGGUUUCCAGCUUCUUAAGGAGAAAGGGAGUUGUGCUUGGUCUGAGGUGUUCAUGAUGUGAGGAGAGACAGCAAACUGAGCGGAAAACCUUCAGGGUUUAAUAUGAGGGGAUUUUUAGGAGCUUAGGGUUAAAAAAAGAUAUGUAUUUUCCAUUUUUGAACACUUGAGGUUUACAGUAAAUCGUGUACCAUGCAUCUAUGUAUAUACUGUAUACUGUGAAGCACAAGCAUCAAAAAUACACAAUUUAUACAAUCCAAGCUACUUGUUCCUUUAUGUAUACCUUUAAAACUGGGUGAGUGGAUUUUGUAAAUAUCACAUAUAUGUAUACAGUGAGUGGUGAAUGUGUGUGUACAGUUUGUACAGUAUGUGAUAAUGUCUGUGUAUGGAAGAACCUGGAAUUCUUGGAGAAGCUGUGGCCUUAAGAUAAUGACUACUAAUUUCAAGAUACAGCUGUUUGUUAAUAUUUCAGAUAUAGUUUCUGUUUUUUAAAAAGUUGACUUUUUGGAAUUGAAUUAAACACUUCUUACAUUGGUCAAUUUAAAUUUGGUUUUAUGCCACAAUGGAUUGUAAUUAUUUCUUUUAUUUUCAGACCUUUCUCACUGUGGACAUUUUGACUUGUCACACACAGGGGUAUUUAGACAUUAAUAAUAGCUGCAUUUCAUUGAGCUCAGUGCCAGACCUAACCUGCCACUUCAUUCAACUUCAUACAUUCAUACUGUUCAUGUUAGCCAAUUUCUGUUAGGCAGGUUUUGCCCUAACCAAACAGAGUGAUGUCAUUUAUUUAGACAUUUUUGGUUGCUAUUUUUCCUGGUUGUAGCUAGCUAGCUGUAAAAAAGAUGACAUCCACAUCCAUAACCCUGCCCAUUCGGCAAACACCCGUCCUGUUUGAACUGCUGAAGAGGGCAGGGCACCUAAAUAAAUCCAUCAUCAGUGUCAUUACACUUGCUUUACUGCAAUGACAAGUCAAAAUGUCUGCCACCAGAAUGGGCUGUUUCUUAAUUUGUGUGGUUUCAUGACUGAACU